Messenger RNA from Xylaria bambusicola, 414 nucleotides. RefSeq lists its product as uncharacterized. The record is from RefSeq and is a predicted model, not a curated record. Bases 1 to 414 code for a protein of 137 amino acids. The transcript has a single exon. NCBI's taxonomy places the organism in Eukaryota, Fungi, Ascomycota, Sordariomycetes, Xylariales, Xylariaceae.
AUGUCUGGCCUCCGCACCUCAGUCUUCCAAACGGCGCGCAUGCUACCAAGCUGCACAAGCCGAUUGCUGCAUCAGACGGCGGUGUGCAGGAUGCCGUAUAAGGACGAUAUGGACCGGGAGUCGCUGAAGCCCAAGGCGCACGAGUACACGCAGAGCGGGACGGACGACGAGGCGGCGUCGAAGCACGGCGACGCCGCCUUCAACCCGAACAAGACAUCGCCCGACAACGCGCGGGACACAGCGGCCCAGGGCGCGGCGCAGCAGAACAAGCAGAACCCGCUCGAGUCGAGCCCGGCCGACAAAGAAUUCGCCAAAGGCGGGAGCGCCCCGGCCGUGGAGGACCAGGCGAAGAGCGCACAGACGAAGAGGAGCGGUACUGGGAAUGCGCCCAAGGCGGGCAAGGUUAAUCACUGA